Zonotrichia albicollis (white-throated sparrow) is the source of this 1152-nucleotide messenger RNA. The record is from RefSeq and is a predicted model, not a curated record. Lineage: Eukaryota; Metazoa; Chordata; Aves; Passeriformes; Passerellidae.
AGCUGUCCCCGGCCCUGCUGCAGCCACAGGUCAUUGUCGUGGCCAUCGUGGGCGAGUUGCUGGCCACCCUGCCCAAUCUGGAUGGGGAGAUGCUGCUGGUGUCCCCAGGGUGCCUGUACCAGGAACUGGAGGAAUUCACCAGGGAUCUCUGGGUCACCCUGUACCACACUGAUGCCACCUGGUGUUGCCGCAAUGUCACCUCCAAUGAUGAUGACCGUCUCACCUCCCUGAGCCAGGCCCUGGCUGCCUACAAGAGCAUCCCAUGGACCACCUGGGAUGAUGUGAUAAUGGUGGCCAGCAAGUGGCAGCGAUCGAUGGAUGAGCCAGUGAACAGCUGGGCCGAGCUGGCCAGGAAGGCCACCAAGCUCCGCAACACCUGGAAGGAGGUGGUCACUGAUGCGGCUGACAGGGCGGCCUUCUACACCGCCCGGGCCAGGGCCCUACAGGACGAGGCUGCCCGUUAUGGGACAGCUCAGGAAAAUAUUGUAGAGCUGGGUCAGGCCCUGGGCAGGGAGGAGGGGGCCAAGGUGGUGGCCGGGUAUGAAGCUUGGGUGAGGAGGGAGAUCAAGGUGUCUGCCAGCCAGGCAACAAGGGCCACCAUGGAGAGACAGCAGGCAGGGGUGGCCCUGGGGCUGCUGGAGCGCUUGGUGGCCGCAUGUGACGAAGCCACCGCGUUCCCCCGGGAGCUGCAGCGCCUGCUCAGGGACAUCGAGGCCGCCCUGAAGGAGACAAAUGAGGCGUCUCCUGAUGUCCCCGAGGACAUGGUGGCCAAGGUGGCCGACGCCGAGCGGCUGUGGGAGGCCAACGCCUGCCUGGCCAAUGAUCACCUGGCAGAGACAGUUCGAGACAUCAUCAAGUUCUUGUUCCCUGGUGGUCCUGCCAGCCUCAGUGCCCAUGAGGUGGCUGAGCGGUGCCAAAGAGCCAUCGAGGACAUCCCGAGGCUCCUUCAACCCCUGGAGUGUCCCCAAGGUGUCCCCAGUGAGCAUGGAGCUCCAAGAGCUGUCUCCGGCCCUGCUGCAGCCAGAGGUCACUGCCGUGGCCAUCCUGGGUGAGCUGCUGGCCAGUCUGCCCAGGUGGGAUGAGGAGAUGAAUCUGCACGUCCCAAAGUGCCUGUAUUGGGACCUGAAGAAUUUCACCAGCCACCUUUGCUUC